AUGCCUCACAAACCGCCAACCCAGGAGGAGCUCGAGAAGCGCAAGAUCGUCGGCGUCAACCUCGAGACCGUAACCGAUGUCUCUUCGACCGAUUUCCCCGGCCACUACCCCGGCGAAGACCACGCCUGGGAUAUUGAGCGCUUCAAGCGCGGCUUCUCGGUCGAAUUCCACCAAAACGACCCCCACGAAGCCUCCUUCUCCCUCAUCGGCAUCGACGCCUCCAUCGCCAACGCCUUCCGCCGCAUCAUGAUCGCCGACGUGCCCACCCUCGCCAUCGAAAACGUCUUCGUCUGGAACAACACCUCGGUCAUUCAAGAUGAGGUUCUCGCCCACCGCCUGGGCCUCAUCCCCUUCACCGGCGGCCGCGAAGGGCUCACCGACUUCCUUAAGUGGUAUCGGAAGCCCGCCAACGGCGACCCGGCUGAAUGCAAGGACUUCAACACCGUCGCGCUCGAGCUGAACGUCAAGUGCGAGCACAACGAGAACGCUGACCCGAACGAGACGGACCCCACCAAGCUGUAUCAUCAUGCGCAUGUGUAUGCAAAGGAUAUUGUGUUCAAGCCUAUUGGUCGCCAGGUGGAUUAUUUCUCGGGCGAGGACAUCAUUCGGCCGGUGAACCCAGAUAUACUAAUUGCCAAGCUUCGUCCUGGGCAGGAGAUCAAUGUUCAGAUGCACAUGCACAAGGGUGUGGGAUCGGAUCAUGCCAAGUUCUCACCUGUUGCUACCGCUUCGUACCGUAUCAUGCCUACCAUCACCAUCACUCAACCUAUCCUCGGCCGGGAUGCCGAAAAGUUUCAGAGAUGCUUCCCCAAGGGCGUCAUCGGGCUUGAGAAGGUGACCGCAGAGGAGGCUGCCCAGAAGGGAUCAGGGUAUGAGGGCCACGAGGGAGAGCUGAAGGCUGUUGUGGUCGACCCAAAGAGCGACACCGUCAGUAGAGAGGCGCUUCGCCACGAGGAGUUCAAGGACAAGGUUAAGCUUGGCAGGAGACGGGAUCAUUUCAUCUAUCUCGUGGAAAGCACCGGGCAGUGGAAGAGCGAUGCGAUUUUCCUGGAGUCGGUGUCGCAUUUGAAGGCCAAGGCGAAGGCGCUGGAGAAGCAGCUUGUCAACAUGGUCAGGUAG
Podospora anserina S mat+ is the source of this 1119-nucleotide messenger RNA. RefSeq lists its product as uncharacterized. Gene Ontology annotation, cellular component: RNA polymerase I complex; RNA polymerase III complex. The transcript is spliced from 2 exons. Gene Ontology annotation, biological process: DNA-templated transcription. The record is from RefSeq and is a predicted model, not a curated record. Gene Ontology annotation, molecular function: protein dimerization activity; DNA binding. Lineage: Eukaryota; Fungi; Ascomycota; Sordariomycetes; Sordariales; Podosporaceae. The coding region runs from base 1 to 1119 and encodes 372 amino acids.